AAAACGGGGAUAAAUGGCUUCGCAUGCAAUCAAAGUGGCUCAUUUUCAUUGAUUUUUCGCGUGGAAAGACGUAAAAAGAAGUUUCUGUAGUACCUGAGAGCGUGCGGAUCAGUGUGGGUGCAAGAAAGCUGGUGAAACGGGGUUGUGGAACAAAGUAGAUUGUUUCAUGGUCAUUUGCGACGCCCUGUGAGUAACAAUGGACAGCCCCACGGAAGAGAGCCUGGAGUACUGGAGAGACAAGGCCACGUAUUGGAAGCAUGAGCUGGAUGAGUUCACAGAGAGCAGUCAUCAGCUGGAGCAGGAGUUGGAGUACUCGCUGAAGACCAGGGAGGAUCAGAUCCGAGAGCUGCGUCUGAAACUGAAUAAGCAGCAGCAAGACAACGAAAUACUGCGCCUCAAGACGAUCAAGUGUGAGAAUGAGAUCACACAGUUGGAGGGUCGCUAUCAGGCGGAGCGCAAGGAGAAGGAGGAUCUGCGGAAGCACAUGCGAGAGCUGGAGCAGAAGAAUGACGAUCUUGAGAGAGCGUACAGAAUUGUCUCAGAGACCAUGACAGAGUUCGAGCGCUCCCUGAAUCGCGAAUACGAACGCAACGUGAUGCUGGAAGUGGAGAAGGAGAUGGUGGAGGAGAGUGCCCAGGAGAGGAAUCAGCGACUCAUGGAUGAAAAUAGAGAUCUCAAACAAGAGCUCAAAGUAUUCCAGAGGCACCCCAACAACAAUGCUCAAGCGGAGGGUGCCGUCACAUCUGAGAUCCAAACAAUGUCGCGUCCCAGAAUGGCGGCAGACGUCGUGGCCACAGGUGUCCAGGCGUCUCAAGACGGUCAGUCUCACCGAGACAAUUCCAUAAAACAGAGCACCACAGCGACGAUUGCAUCGGCGGACCGCCUGAAAAAUGGAAAUGCGUCACCGAGCAACACCAGGAAUGCUGCUCUGGCGAUUGUGGCGGAUCUCCUGCGUCGAGUCAAUACAAUCGAUGCCACGCUUAAGGAGUUGAAGCAACAGCCGAGAAGCACUGAGGGGAGUCACCAGGUCACGAAGACAGCGUCAUGUGAUAACAAUAUUCAUAUAAAGUGAGCACUUCCGGGUCCGGGAAGUGCUCCUUGUGCAGUAUAACAUGAAUUUCAAGUGAGAGAAAUCCAGAGAGAGCCCAUAUUUAUUUAUUUUAAUUUUUUUUAAUAAAUCACACUCACUCCCGCAUCUUUGUGUGUAGUACAAAGGGAAGAUUAACGAGUGGAGAGGAUUCACAAAUAAAUGUAUAGUGAAAUUACAGAGCCCGUUCAUCACUGUGAGAGCGAAUGAAAGAGCAUAUCGUUGCACUUUUGUUAUUGCCAGAGUUUUCGUGGAAGGAUAUCUGUCUCGCCGAGGAGGGUACAUUGCUCAGGAAGCAUCAAGAAGCAAGAAAACUCACACUUUUCGUAAUAUACCAAUUUAUUAGAAAUUUUUAAAAUAAAAAUGCUUAUCGGUAAUUUUGUAAAUAUAGUAACUAAACAGAAAAACAAGGUUCAGUGUAGAUGUCACCAUUGAUUAACACAAUUUCUCCCUAAUCUCAAAUAACACUUCAGCCACUCAUAUUUCCGAUUUCUUUUUUUUAUACGAUAUCCUGGAAAAAUCAACUGGAUUCGAACAUUGCAGGUCUGACGAAUUGUGUUAAAAUAAAAUGAGUACAAUUCGAUAAAGGGAUUUAAUAGUAGGGAAAGUGCGAUUGAGUCCUUAUCAUCUGUUUGGCAUUGAAUCUAUUAUUUUGGAAGAUACAUUUCUCUUAUUGAUUUUUGGUUCAUUUCCCAUCCGAAAUUUCCAGCAGAAUUCUUUUGUCAGGAGAUUUGCAAAGGUUUUUCCUUUCUGAUAGAGAGACGUAGAAAAUUCUUUAGACGAGUGUGUAGAAUGAAGUUUUUCGCUUCUUCUCUUGAAUGCCCCACAAUUUCUCAGCAAAUCCUGGCAUCUUUUCAGCAAUUUCUCUAUAUAGUCCAAAUACAAAGCUUGCAAUCGAAGUUUGAUGAACGAAAGCUCGUUUUGCGGCAUAAAAGAAUGUAAUCUAUACACACUAAAGUAAUCUAUCAUCACUGCCUGAAAGUUCGUUUGUUUAACGUGAGCUCCUGGGCGGCUCCAACUAAUUCAAAAGCCUCCUCACAAAUGAAAUGUACAGUUGGGACAAAAGACGCCGAUGACGAUGGGAGAGCGGCGGGAGCUCA
Messenger RNA from Phlebotomus argentipes, 2187 nucleotides. It is a transcript of the gene nudE, whose product is annotated as nuclear distribution protein nudE homolog. Gene Ontology annotation, molecular function: microtubule binding. The record is from RefSeq and is a predicted model, not a curated record. NCBI's taxonomy places the organism in Eukaryota, Metazoa, Arthropoda, Insecta, Diptera, Psychodidae. Gene Ontology annotation, biological process: mitotic centrosome separation; microtubule nucleation; establishment of mitotic spindle orientation. The transcript has 4 exons. Gene Ontology annotation, cellular component: kinetochore; kinesin complex; centrosome. The coding region runs from base 197 to 1072 and encodes 291 amino acids.